GGGUAAUUUCAUUGAGUCCACUUUUUCUAUUUACCUUUUCACUUAGACCUCUAUCUCCUUAUCUUGAUGAAUGACAAUGUUUGUUUCAACCUCAAAUGCAAGUAAGAGCUACAAAUAUUGGGGAAGUUGAGGUGGCUCAGCAGGUAGAAGCACUUGGUGCAGAAACCUGAUGUUAACUCUCCAGAACCCACUGUGGAGGGAGAGAACUGACUCCUGAAAUGUCCACUGACCUCUAUAUAUAUUCUGUGGCAUGUGUGGGCUAGCAUUCACAUGCAUAAGUGUGUGUAUGCACACACACACAUCCAUAACACAAAGAUGUAAUAUAAAAAAGUUAAAAAUACAUUCUGCAAGGUGAGGGAUAAUACCUGAAAAAUACCUGUGAAUUGAUAAAUGAUUACAGGUGAAAGCAGAGUUGCUUUCCUAAGUCCAAUUCUAGCAGAAUGGCUGCCUUCAGAGUUCGUGUAUAUGCAGUUCUGGAGAAGACAACUAUAGGUUGGUGAACAGGCCUGUGUUUUCCAGGGACCUGAGAGUGGGAGGAAGGAAUUUACUACCCAGGGGCCCACACAAACUUUCUGGAGGAGAAAACCAUUUAAAUCUUGGCUGUGCCACGUAUGUCAAAAAAAAUCACAUAACUAUGUUAACCAAAAGUGAAUGUUACUGGUGUAAAUGAUACCUCAAUAAACCUGACUUUAUAAGACAACUCGAGAAAAACGGAUCACAUUCUAAAAAGAGAAAAAUUGUGUAUGUGGAUGUUUAAGGUAGCAUACAAAAUUUAUGAAUGAAACAGUGCGUCAAUAAAGGAAGCUGGUAACGAGCAGACAGCUAUUCUCGAGGCUGCAGGGACCCAAGGUAACCAAGGUGGCAAAGGGCCUAACUGGCUGCGGGCCAGGCCUUGUGUGGACUGGUGGGGGUGGGUGCAGGGAGACACAGGCGGUUCUGAUCGGUCUGCCGCUAGGCGGAGCCUGGGCCCAAGACUCCAUAUGCAGGCGAACCGGGGGUCCAGGACAUGGAAGCCGUGAGUCAUGGUCGUCCCCGGGACGCUGAGAUCCAGGAGGAUGUGCAGAACUACUAUGGGAAGGUCCUGAAGACAAAUGCAGACCUCAAGACUAAUGCUUGUGUCACCCCAGCCAAGCCAGUCCCCAAGUACAUCCGGGAGGCCUUGCAGAAUGUUCAUGAAGAAGUUACUUCCAGGUAUUAUGGCUGUGGUUUGGUUAUCCCUGAGCGUCUGGAAAACUGCUGGAUUUUGGAUCUGGGUAGUGGAAGUGGCAGAGAUUGCUAUGCGCUUAGUCAGCUGGUUGGUGAGAAGGGGCGUGUCACUGGAAUAGACAUGACCAAGAGCCAGGUGGAAGUGGCUCAAAACCAUCUUGACUACCACAUGGAAAAAUUUGGUUUCCAGGUGCCCAAUGUGACUUUUCUUCAUGGCUGCCUUGAGAAGUUGGCAGAGGCCGGAAUCCAGAACGAGAGCUACGAUAUCGCUAUAUCAAAUUGUGUUAUUAACCUUGUGCCUGAUAAACAGCAAGUGCUGCAGGAGGUAUAUAAAGUGCUGAAGCAUGGUGGGGAGCUCUAUUUCAGUGACGUCUAUGCUAGCCUUGAAUUGCCAGAAGAUAUCAAGACACACAAGGUUUUAUGGGGUGAAUGCCUGGGUGGUGCUUUGUACUGGAAAGAUCUCGAUGUUCUUGCUCAAAAAAUUGGGUUCAGCCCUCCACGUUUGGUUACUGCCAAUAUCAUUACAAUUCAAAACAAGGAACUAGAAAGAUUUAUUGGUGAUUGUCGCUUUGUUUCUGCGACAUUUCGCCUCUUCAAACUCCCUAAGACAGAAGCAGCCAAAAGAUGCCAAGUUGUUUACAAUGGAGGAAUCCCAGGACAUGAAAAAGAACUCAUCUUUGAUGCAAAUUUCACAUUCAAGGAAGGUGAAGCAAUUGAAGUGGAUGAAGAGACCGCAGCUGUCUUAAAGAAUUCACGUUUUGUUCAAGAUUUUCUCUUCAGACCAGUUGGAGAAAUGCUGCCAGGGUCUAAAGGCUGUUCCACAGUGGAAUCAAAGGACGUCAUCACAGAUCCAUUCAAGCUUGCGGAGGAGUCUGACAAGAUGAAGCCCAAACAUGCAUCUGAUGCAGCUGGAGGUUGCUGUGGCAAAAAGAAAUCCGGCUAGAUCUACAGCCAAGAAGCCCCGCCUCUCCCACCCCGGGUGGGCAGGAAGGAGGCUAAAGAAUCGGUCGCACAGGCUUUUUAACGUGCUCUUCCCCAAUGCACAGACCAUGGCAAUAAAUGGCAAAGGCACAUUCAUGAGAAUAAGAAUAAGAUAUUUAGAUAGAUAAUAAGUAUAAGAAUGACUUUAGAAGGCAUCAAAGGUUCAUCCCAAUCACCUAAUUACCUGUUGGUUAACCUUUUUUUCUAUUUCACUAUUUCAGAGUUCUUCUGCCACCUAGUGGUCAGAAGUGGAACUGAACGGUUUAAGGCUUGGUUGAUCAAGGGCCAGGAAAGAGCGUCAAAAUUGGAGGAAGAUGCUAAGGAAGAACAUCUUCCCUCUGGUCUGCCACACGGCACUCUUUGGACUUUUCUCCAUGUUUACUCAUUAAGCAAAGUCUCUACUGAAUUCGGGUGAAUUGUGACAAAAUAUUAGCAAGUCAAAUUUGGUCGGAAUACUCUUGAAGUAACUGUCUUCAGAUAAUUUUUUUCUUUUUGUAAUUGAAUGAAGAAAACGAAUAAUU
Molecule: messenger RNA, 2708 nt
Organism: Nannospalax galili (Upper Galilee mountains blind mole rat)
Lineage: Eukaryota; Metazoa; Chordata; Mammalia; Rodentia; Spalacidae
Gene: As3mt
Product: arsenite methyltransferase
Exons: 11
Coding region: 1007-2149 (380 amino acids)
Biological process (GO): arsonoacetate metabolic process; toxin metabolic process
Cellular component (GO): cytosol
Molecular function (GO): arsenite methyltransferase activity
Source: RefSeq, a predicted model, not a curated record